UUUUGAUCGUCUAUUGUGCGGUUGGCCGUUAGAAAGACAUUGUUCACAAGUGUUUGGGGCGCAACGCCGAAUGUGUUUAAAGCUAGCUUACAACAUAGAGAAGCAAUUAUAGAGAAGUAAAAUGUCACUUGGAAGAUUAGUAAAGUUGCAAACACUGACAACAAAGCCUUUGCGUAGAGCUUAUUCAGCAGCUCCAGAAUUAACGCAGAUUCGGCACAAUGUAAAACGAAGCGAUUACGCCAACUUGGAAGACAAGGAUAUUGCUUUCUUUGAGUCCAUUGUUGGCAAGCGUUACGCGCUACAAGAAGAUUUACAAGCUUACAAUGUGGACUUUUGGCGCUCUGUGCGAGGUGAUAGCAAACUUGUGCUGAAGCCCGGCACCACAAAGGAGGUUUCUGCCAUUUUAAAGUACUGCAACGAACGUAAGCUGGCUGUUUGCCCGCAAGGUGGCAACACCGGUGUGGUGGGCGGUGCGGUGCCCGUAUUCGACGAAAUCGUGCUAUCGCUGACGCGAUUGGACAAAAUUCUGCACAUUGAUGAAAUUACUGGCAUAGCGGCAUGUGAAACGGGUUGCAUUUUGGAGAAUUUGGAUAACAAAGCGCAUGAACUAGACUUAGUGGUGCCCUUAGACUUGGGUGCCAAAUCUAGUUGUCAUGUUGGUGGCAAUGUCUCCACCAAUGCUGGUGGCUUGCGUGUAGUACGCUACGGCAAUCUGCAUGGCAGCGUGUUGGGUUUGGAAGUGGUACUGGCAAAUGGUGAAAUUUUGGAUUUGAUGUCUGACUUCAAAAAGGACAACACAGGCUAUCAUUUGAAGCAUCUUUUCAUUGGCGCAGAGGGCACCUUGGGUGUGGUGACUAAAGUGUCCAUUUUGUGUGCGCCAGCGCCACAGGCACAACAUCUGGCCUUUUUGGGCUUACCCAACUUUGAAGCUGUGCUGAAAACAUUCAAAAGCGCCAAACGAAAUUUAGGUGAAAUUUUAUCGGCUUGCGAAAUGAUUGAUGCGCCAACGUUGGACGCCAGUUUGCAGCAUUUCCCACUUAACUCACCAAUUAGCGGUUUUCCAUUUUAUAUGCUACUCGAGACAUCUGGCAGCAAUGGCACACAUGAUUUGGAGAAAAUUAAUAAGUUCGUUGAAAUUGGCAUGGAAAGGGGAGAAAUUAUUGAUGGCACCAUAGCGGCUGAAUCGCGUAAGAUGCAGGAAAUUUGGAAGCUGCGUGAGCUGGCACCGAUGGCUUUAACCAAAGACGGCUAUUGCUUUUACUAUGAUCUUUCGUUACCCUUACGCGAUUUCUAUAGUAUAGUGGAGGUAAUGCAAAAACGUAUAGGAUCGCUGGCAACUAGAGUCACAGGUUUUGGUCACUUGGGUGAUUCGAAUUUACAUUUGAAUGUUUCAUGCCCGGCAUAUACCGACGAACUACACCACAAAAUUGAGCCUUUUCUUUACGAGUAUACCCACAAACUGAAAGGCAGCGUCAGUGCAGAACACGGCAUCGGUUUUAUUAAAAAGAAUUAUUUAAAAUAUAGCAAGUCAUCGGAAGCGAUUGCAAUGAUGCGUGAUGUGAAGAAAUUGUUGGAUCCCAAGGGUAUAUUAAACCCAUAUAAGGUGUUAAAUUAACGCUCAUACUAUUAUAUAACUAUACUAAGUAUGUGUGUUGCAUAAAAAAAGAAAUAAAUAUAACCACAAAAUAUGCAUUUAU
This is a messenger RNA of Bactrocera latifrons, 1697 nucleotides long. Its product is annotated as D-2-hydroxyglutarate dehydrogenase, mitochondrial-like. The record is from RefSeq and is a predicted model, not a curated record. The transcript is spliced from 8 exons. The coding region runs from base 122 to 1615 and encodes 497 amino acids. Gene Ontology annotation, cellular component: mitochondrion. Lineage: Eukaryota; Metazoa; Arthropoda; Insecta; Diptera; Tephritidae. Gene Ontology annotation, molecular function: FAD binding; catalytic activity.